Molecule: messenger RNA, 1587 nt
Organism: Adineta ricciae
Lineage: Eukaryota; Metazoa; Rotifera; Eurotatoria; Adinetida; Adinetidae
Source: the annotation of a GenBank genome assembly
AUGUUUCACUGGUGGAUAUUAGAUGCACUGGAACACGUGGCUGUGUUUCUCGUUGAUGCAGCUGCUAAAGUUGGUCAUCAUAGUCAUGACGGUGCAUGUGACGAUGACUUCUAUGAUCGUUUAUCGCGUCGUUAUUCAGUUGUUCUUCUCAGUAUAUUCGCUAUACUUGUUUCAUCAAAACAAUAUGUUGGCGAACCUAUCGCUUGUUUCUGUCCAGCACAUUUUACCGGUACACAUGUGGAAUAUACAAAUAAUAUCUGUUGGAUAUCGAAUACUUAUUUUGUAUCAUUUGAUCGUCUUCUACCUAAAUACCCCGAUCCAAAGACAGAACAAUUUAUUUAUUUCUAUCAAUAUGUUCCGUUUAUUCUGAUGAUUCAAGCUGUACUUUUCUAUAUCCCAUCGUUGAUUUGGUCGACAUUAAGUUCGAAAAGUGGAUAUGAUCUAGGGAUGCUUAUUACUCAAGCGCGUUUUGCAGAUACAUACACAGCAGAUCUUCGUACCGCAUCUGUUCGUCAUUUAGCGCGUCAUAUCGACCGAACUAUUGAAUAUCAUCGACACAAACGUUCCGAAUAUAUUGAUGAAUUACAUUCGCUGAAAUGUUCAUCAGUUUUCACGUUUUUCUUCUAUAAUAAUCAUCUAUCGAUGAGAGAAAGUCAUCUCAUGUGGUCGUUUCUUUUUACGAAAGUUCUCUACUUACUCAAUGCUUUCGGACAACUAUAUUUGCUCAACUUUUUCCUCGGAAAUGAUUAUCACAUGUAUGGCUUUUCAGUUAUACAUGCAUUAUUCACUGGCAAUAAUGAAAACUGGACGGUAACACCAAGGUGUAAUUUUGCUGUCCGUAAUCUAGCCGAUAAUAUUCAUACUUAUACAGUACAGUGUAGUUUACCGAUCAAUCUCUUCAAUGAGAAGAUCUUUUUAAUCAUUUGGUUUUGGCUUUACUUUACGACAUUAUUUACACUAUUUGGUUUUAUCUAUUGGAUUGUUUCGUUUUUCUAUCCACAAUUCUAUCGAACAUAUCUCAUUCUUUAUCUCUCAUCAAUGAAACGUAUCAAUACUCAUCAUUUCCCUCAAGAUCCAUUUCAAGAACCUAUUCCGCCUCGACGUCAUUCAAUGCGCCAUAGUCCUCACGGCCAUCAUCAUCACCACCAUCGUGCUCACGCAUACGCUCGUCAUUCCCAUGGUGUACAUCACUAUCAUCAACAACAAAGUUUAAUGCCACCCUAUGCUAGUCGAUUGUUACGAGCAAGUCUAGAUUCAACAAAUUCAUUGCGCACACGUGAUUAUAUAACUCUUCCGAUUUCGACGGAAAAAUUAAAUGUGGAGAGCAAUGCUCCAUCAACACCCGAAGAACGUUCAUCGUCGCCAACGACGCCUCAGCGUGUAACAACAACGGGAUCAGAAGCAACUUCAGUUUCGAAUGAAGACAGCCAAAUGAUAACGAAUUUUUUAGUUAAUUAUCUGGGCCGCGAUGGAUCAUUGGUUAUAUACAUACUUAAGAUAAAUACAAAUGAUGUUAUCACAGGUGAAAUCGUCACGGCUCUGUUUGAAUUAUUUAAAACAUCUUACGCACAUGAUAGAACAAAUUAA